UCUGAGAAAGAGUAGCCUUCUUUACAUUAGAGAAGAAAACAAAGCAAGAUGGUUGUCAAGCUACUUGGACCUGCCUUUGCCUCCUGCAGCAGAAGGGUGCUCGCAUGUCUGAUAGAGAAAGAUGUUGAGUUCGAAAUUGUGCCUCUUGAUCUAUUGAAUGGGGAGCACAAGAAACCAGAAUUCCUCGCCUUACAACCAUUUGGAAAAGUUCCAGCAGUCCAGGAUGGAAGUCUCACCCUGUUUGAGUCAAGGGCUAUCGUAAGAUACUAUGCAGAGAAAUAUGCAGGACAGGGGACUUGUCUGCUGGGCAAGACAUUGGAGGAGAGAGCAUUGGUUGAGCAAUGGCUUGAAGUUGAAGGACAAAACUUUAGGCCUCAUGGCGAUGCAAUAGUUUAUCAGCUGUUCGUCGCCCCAAUUUUUAAUGUGCCUCAGGACAAGGCACUUAUUGAGAGCAGUGCUGAAAAGCUAGGUGAGGUGUUAGAUGUGUAUGAAGGGAGGCUGUCAAAGAGCAAGUACUUGGCAGGAGACUUUUACAGCCUUGCUGACCUGUCUCAUCUUCCAUCUAUAGAGUAUAUAUUGAGUGCUACUGAUAAGGGAUAUCUGAUAAAGAAUAGAAGACAUGUGAAUGCAUGGUGGGAGGAUAUUUCCUCCAGAUCUGCAUGGAAGAAGGUUUUGGCUUUGGGAGGAUAUUCAGGAGUUAAUUAAAUGCUCUGCCAACAGCCAAAAAAAAGAUUAAGAAUUUUGCCUAAGUUAUAUAAAAACAAAAUUGUAUGUGUCAAUAAACUUUUCUCAAUAUUUUUUUGAGAAGAUUUU
Cryptomeria japonica (Japanese cedar) is the source of this 813-nucleotide messenger RNA. RefSeq names its product glutathione S-transferase F9. Lineage: Eukaryota; Viridiplantae; Streptophyta; Pinopsida; Cupressales; Cupressaceae. Gene Ontology annotation, molecular function: glutathione transferase activity; glutathione binding. Bases 49 to 705 code for a protein of 218 amino acids. The record is from RefSeq and is a predicted model, not a curated record. Gene Ontology annotation, cellular component: cytoplasm. The transcript has 3 exons.